Messenger RNA from Cuscuta campestris, 1443 nucleotides. Lineage: Eukaryota; Viridiplantae; Streptophyta; Magnoliopsida; Solanales; Convolvulaceae. The record is from the annotation of a GenBank genome assembly.
CAAACACUUCGCCGUACGGCGAAUGGUUGUCGUGGACGAUAGACUCUGUUGUUCUUAUCCUUAACAUCAGAUUACCUCGCAGUCCCAAAAUCGCUGCAAGUUAUAGAAUUUCAGGAACUAGAAACUGUGGUGUUCUUCUUAGUCUCAUGGAUGGAAUGAUUGGACCUCGGCUCUACAGCUGCUGCAACUGCAGAACUUGUGUUUCUGUUCAUGAUGAUAUAAUCUCGAAGGACUUUCAGGGAAGGAAUGGAAGAGCCUUUCUGUUUUCUCAUGUGACGAAUGUCGAUGUGGGGAGAAAAGAAGACAGACAACUAACAACCGGUCUUCACACGGUGGCUGAUGUGUUCUGUACAGAUUGCGGGGAGCUGUUGGGGUGGAAAUAUGAACGAGCGUACGAGCCCACACAGAAGUAUAAGGAAGGGAAGUUCAUUCUCGAGAAGUCAAAAAUCGUUAAAGAUGAUUGGUAGUAUUUCAUCUGAAUCACUGCUCAAACGAAAUCUCAUUGCAGGUCAGUGCAUGCUAAUGCAGUUCUAUACAUACAUGUGCAUAUGUGUGUGUGUGUGUGUGUGUCUCCCCUUCUAGAUAUUCAUCGAUGAUUCAGAUGAUGGACGCUUGAAGGAAUUGGUUGGUGUUUCUGUUUAUUCAUCUUUAUGUAUGUUAUGUAUUUUUAUAAUAUUGUAGUGCUUGUUGGCUCAUUGCAUUACAAUAAAAGAAUGGCUUUCACAUGUUUAUGGUAAAUGUCCCACAAUUAUUUCCAUCUUUCCUAUCUCUCAAAGAAAAGGUCCAAAUUUCGUCUCUUGUACGUGAUUACGAUGACGCUACAAAAGAUGGCGAUGGGUUAAAGAACGGCUAAAUCGCGUAUAGUAUGACAGAUAUGAUAAACAAUACGGAGUAUAAAAUCUUCGCGUGGAAACCUAAUUGGUAAAAGUUACGGGUCUUGUUCGGGAUAUCAUGCGAAAGGAGUGUGUUAUUUAUGUAUCGGAUCCCUUGGGAACGAGCAGUAUUAAAUUGUUUUGUGUUAUUAUAGUCUUCUUUGGAAACAAAGUUUAUAAUCAGCAUUAGUAUUUUGGAUUUUUAAUAAUAAUAAUAAUAUAGAUUAAUUAUAAAAACAUUAAGGAUAAAUACUGUCAUAAGAUAACAUUCUUGAUUUCUUGAAAUGUUGAAGUUGUCAAACAUGCAUUAGAUCAGGCUGAUCAGUUCAAGUGUUCAACGGUGAUGAAGUUUUACCAGGCGGGCUAUAUGGGUCGAGUUGGGCCACGACAAUGGUGAUGAAGCGCCAUGAUAAUAAGCCCAGGCCUGUAAUGUAAAUAUAUUCAAGGAGCAUCGAGAUUUAAUUGACCUAAAAUGGGCUGCAAUUAUGGGCCGUACUUCAACCAGAAUUGGACGGGCGGCGUAACGCUCAAAAUCUUCCAUACCCCCGUAAAAUGAAGCUUAACUCUUUUG